AUGGGGAUUCAACUUGCUGAAAUGUUCCAUACUAAGAAAGUUCGACAAUUUAUAUUUUCUGUAAGGCAACAAUUUUCAAAACAAAAGUCAGAUAUGCUAAGUGUUCGAGUUCGUCGAGGGCACUUUGUGGUUUAUGUAGGAGAUGAAGAUGAAGAGAAGAAACGUUUCGUGGUUCCGAUUUCCUAUCUAAAACAUCCUCUCUUUCAAGAACUAUUGAGAAAUGCUGCUGAGGAGUUUGGUUAUGAUCAUGGAAUGGAUGGGUUAAUUGUUCCUUGCUCUGAGAUUUACUUUCAUUAUCUCAUUUCUCAAUUGAAUUCUACCGAAAUAGGGGAGAAGGUAUCUAGGGAGGCGAUAUCAUCGAGGAACCCUUCUAGUGAUCGUGGAGAAACCGACUUAGCUUCUUGA
Messenger RNA from Amaranthus tricolor (Joseph's coat), 405 nucleotides. Its product is annotated as auxin-induced protein 6B-like. The record is from RefSeq and is a predicted model, not a curated record. The transcript is spliced from 5 exons. NCBI's taxonomy places the organism in Eukaryota, Viridiplantae, Streptophyta, Magnoliopsida, Caryophyllales, Amaranthaceae. Bases 1 to 405 code for a protein of 134 amino acids. Gene Ontology annotation, biological process: response to auxin.